AUGAACCCAACUGUAGUGGACUCCAUCUUGGAUCCGGCCGGAAAUGGCUUGUGUUCAUAUGAAGUAUUAGUUAAGCCUGCUCUGAAUCCUCUUAAAUAUUUGAAGCUCAUUUCAAUGCAUAUCGUUUCGAGAGUCCCUUGUGUCGAGAAUACAGGUGCUCCAGUAUUAAAAUUUUCGACGCUGGAGUGCGACCGGCUGCGCGUGCACCGGAACCUGGUGGCGUCGCUGAUCAUCCGCUUCGUGGUGAUGCUCGUCCUCACGGAGCCCUUCGUGUCCAACCGCCAGACCAGCUACCGCGACGUGGACUGGCUGUGCAAGACGCUGCUGGCCGUGAGGAUGUACGCCCAGAUGGCCUCCAUCAACUGGAUGUUCGUCGAGGGCCUCUUCCUCCACUCGAGGCUGACCUCCAACGUGUUCGACUCGGGCGCCCCCUUCCCCCUCUACUACACCAUCGGGUGGGGUGUGCCGUUGGUGUUCAUCGUGGCGUGGGCGGUCACCAUGUCUCUCCAUUACCCCGUCCAUUGUUGGGAAGCGUAUCCGACCCUCAAAUAUACAUGGAUUCUGGUCGCCCCCAUGGUCACCGCGCUCAUGAUCAACCUCCUUUUUCUCAUCAACAUUAUACGAAUUCUGGUCACCAAACUGAGGGCCAGCGACGCUCAAGUAAGACAACACAGGAAUUACCAGCUGAAGCAACACCACAACUUGAGACAGAGGAAAAACAUACACACAGCCAAAGACAAUCAACAGACAGACGUUAGGGGCUCUGGACACGAGGACGAGCAACAGCCGGCCUUUGACCUGCAGAGAACCAAGGGCAAGAAGACCCAAUACACCUGCUGUGGUUGUCUCCCCUGCAGGAGGUUCCAGCGGCCUGUAAAGAAGACCAACCUUCAGGUCGUGACCAAGAAGCCGGUCAUUCAGAUCACUUACUACGAGGACGAGCACCAGAAACCGAAGUACUCCCAGAGAGAGACCUCGACCACUCUGUACUACGAGAGGGACUCCGAGCGGGAAGGUCCCUGAGCGCCAGUCCAAGAAUCUGGAUACUCAGCCUUGUUACAAAUCGUUGUCUACCAGCGGAGACCGAGCCAGGGAGAAGCAGGAAGAAAUCUCCUGUCGGCAAAAUCAGCACAGCAACCAGCUUAAAGAAGAUCCUAAAAGAG
This is a messenger RNA of Penaeus chinensis, 1163 nucleotides long. RefSeq names its product secretin receptor-like. The record is from RefSeq and is a predicted model, not a curated record. Gene Ontology annotation, cellular component: plasma membrane. Gene Ontology annotation, biological process: adenylate cyclase-modulating G protein-coupled receptor signaling pathway; cell surface receptor signaling pathway. The transcript is spliced from 7 exons. Gene Ontology annotation, molecular function: G protein-coupled peptide receptor activity. Lineage: Eukaryota; Metazoa; Arthropoda; Malacostraca; Decapoda; Penaeidae. The coding region runs from base 1 to 1023 and encodes 340 amino acids.